AUGACUACGCUUGAAAAGAUUGGAAUCCAAGGUAUUCGAAGUUAUAAUGAUGAAGAUGUGGAGAUUCUCGAGUUUGCAACUCCCAUUACGAUAAUAUAUGGAAAUAAUGGUAGUGGUAAAUCCACAAUAAUUGAAUGUCUUAAGGUGAGUUGUACAGGUGACUUUCCCCCGAACGCCGAGAAAGGGAAAUCUUUUUUACAUGACCCUUUAAUAUCUAAUAAGAUGAAUAUAAGAGGGAAGAUCGAUGUACUUUUAAAUAAUUAUAAUAAUAAGCGUAUUGGUAUAUCUCGUUCAUAUAAUUUAUUUUAUUCAAAAGAUAAAAAUAAGAAAGUGAAACAUACGUUUAGAGCUUUAGAUAAUAAUAUAAUUAUUAAAAAAGAGAAAGGUGAUGAUUUAAUUAUUACAAAUAAAUGUGUUGAUAUUAAUAAUCAUAUUCCUAAAUUAAUGGGAGUAUCUAAAGCUUUAUUAGAAAAUGUAAUUUUUUGUCAUCAUGAUGAGAAUCUGUGGCCUUUUAGUGAAUCCAUAAAAAUAAAAAAGAAAUUCGAUGAAUUAUUUGGAGAUGAUCAUUUUUCCAAAAUAUUAGAAGAAUUAUUAAAAUGUAAGAAAUAUUUGAAUGAUUUAUUAAAAAGAAAGGAAUUUGAUUUAAUACAUAUAAAAGAAAACUUUGAGAAAAAAAAAAAUAUAUAUAUCGAAAUAGAAAAAAAUGAAAAGGAAAUACAAAGUGCUCAAAUAUGUAUACAAUUAGAUGUGGAAGAGAUAGAAGAAAAUACAAUUAUUUUAAAUAAUUUAAUAAAAAAAAAAAAUCUUUUAUAUAAAUUAAUAGGAAAUAUAGAUUCUUAUUUUUUAUUAUAUACCAAAUUUAAAGUAGAUGCAGAAGCAUAUAAAGACCUGAAAGAAGUAUAUGAAGAAAACUAUACAGAAUUAUUAUAUUUCCAAGAGGUUUUUAAUAAUGAUAUUAAUAAAUGUGAAAUAUGUAUACAGAAGGUAAAACAAGAUAUACAGAAUUUACAGCAUGAAAAAGAUACAUGUAUGUUUAAUUAUAAUGAAUCCAACAAAUAUGAUGAUAAUUAUGAGCUUUCCAAAAAACAGCUCAAUGAAUAUAUAAUCAAAAGAGAUGAUAUAAGAAAUAAGUUAAAGGAUAUUUUUUUUUAUAAUGAUCAAAUUUUUUUUUCUAAUUAUAAGGGUAACUCAUCAUCCGAUAUGAUAAAACAUAGUUCGAUAAAUGAAGGACACCAAAAGGAAAAGUUAAAAAAGAAAUUUAAAAAACAUGACAGCGUAUAUAUUAAAGACCAUUUAUUAAAAGAAUAUGAGAACUUAUUACAUAUGUAUGAUAUACAUAAGGAAGACAUAGCAUUGUAUAAUCAUGAUGUUAUGUUAUCUUAUAAGAAUGAGGAGCACAUUCCUUCAAAUGCAAGGUUAAUGGAAGAAUUAUUUUUAAUAUGCCAAAAUAAGGUUCAAUAUAAAACCUCUAAUAAAAGUGAUGAUAAUAAAAGGAAUAACAACAACAACCAUUUUGAUGACGAUAAUAAAAGGAAUAACAACAACAACCAUUUUGAUGAUGAUAAUAAAAGGAAUAACAACAACAACCAUUUUGAUGACGAUAAUAAAAGGAAUAACAACAACAACCAUUUUGAUGAUGAUAAUAAAAGGAAUAACAACAACAACCAUUUUGAUGACGAUAAUAAAAGGAAUAACAACAACAACCAUUUUGAUGACGAUAAUAAAAACAAAUGUGAUGAUAAAAAAUUUAUUGAAAUUCCUAAUGUAUCAAAUAUAUUAUCGAAUGUUCCAUAUUUAAAAAAGAAACAUGAGAAAAAAAUAAAUUCCAUAAGAUAUAUUUUAAAAAGACAUAUAUCACACAUAAAAAGAAAUAAAUAUAAAAAAAGAAAUGUAAUAUAUAAAAUAAAAAAUUAUAAAAAAAGAUUGUUGAAGAUAGAAAAGAAUAUAACAUUAUUAGAUAUAUAUAAAAAUAAAUUAAAUAAAUUAAAGUCUAAUGAAAUUAUAUAUGAACAAAAUUUAAAAAAGAUAGAAAAAUUAAACCAACUAAAAUGUUUAUAUGAUAAUCUAACCACUCUUGAUAAUGAAAUGGAUACAUAUAAUAUUCAAAAAGAAAAUAAUUAUUAUGAAGAACAAAUAGAAAAAAAUAUGAAACAAAUUAAUGAUAUACAGAAAUUAAAAAUAUGGAUACAUACCUUUUGUAAUAUCAUAAGGAAUUAUAAUAUUUUCUAUGAAUUUAUACAGAGGUGUAAAAAAAUACACGAACAUUGUGUAAUCUUUUUUGAUAUCCUCUUUUCUUUGUUGGACGUUAUAAAAACAGAUUUUUACAAAAUUGUAGAUAUGUUGAAGGAAAGGGAUAUGGAUUUGUAUUAUUACAUUGAGAGGGGCAUGCAAAAAAAAAUAAAUGUAGAAAGAAAUGUAUGUGUAGAAAGAAAUGUAUGUGUAGAAAGAAAUGUAUGUGUGGAAAAUAAUAUAUGUGUUGAAAAAAAUAUAUGUGUUGAAAAAAAUAUAUGUGGUGAAAAAAAUAUAUGUGGUGAAAAAAAAAAAAUAACCAAAUUGAAGAGUAACAUAGAAAUAGAAGAAAGUGUAGAGAAGAUAAAGGAUAAUAAAAUUAACGAAUGUGACGUAAAUGUAGAUACAUUAAACAAAACAAAUAGUAUCCAUCAUGUGAAUAAUAUAAAAAUUAAUAGUAAAUCUUUAGUUUGUAUGAAUGAACAUUUGCAAAGGAAAAGAGAAAAUGAAAAACUAAAUGAUUAUACAUGUAAAUUGAAAAAACAAAAAACACAUUUAGAUAUAUCCAUUUUAAAAAAUAGAAAGUACUUAGAUAUAUUGCUAAAUAUUAUAAAUAUAUUUAUAGAUAAAUAUGAAAAUAAGAUAAAUAAUAUAAAAACUCUUAUUAUUCCAUUAAAUCAAAAGGUUUUAGAAAUAUCUAAAAAAUUAAAUAAUAUGAAUAAUAAUAUAAAUGAAUAUAAAAAUUACUUAUCAAAUUUUAUACAUAUGCUUAAGGAAAAAAAAUAUAAAGAUGUUAAAGAUUUUGUUAAUUAUGUAGAAGCUAUUGAUAAUCAAAUAAAAAUAAAAAAAAAAAAUUUAUGGAUGUUAAAUGGUAAAGAAGAUCUCAUGAAUGAAUUUAAGAACCAUCUAAAAUCAGAUGAACAAAAUAAUAGUGAUAAUAAUAAAAAAGUGGGUGUAGAGAAAAAAAAAAAAAAAAAUUGUUUAUUUUGUAAAAAUACCAUAUCUCAAAAUAAUAAAGAUAUAGUACAAAUCGAAAUGUAUAUAGAAGAACAAAAAAGAGACAUGUUAAAAAAAAUUGAAGAAUCUGAAAAAGAUAUUAAUAUAUUAAAAAAUAAAAAAGAAGAGAAUAUUAUUUUAUUAAAUUAUUAUUAUUAUCAUAUAAAACAUAUACAUACAUAUACGAAUGAUUCAAAUGAAAUGAUAGUAAAAUUAAAAGAAGAACUCUUAUCUGCUCAAGACAGUAUUGAAAAAUAUAAUAUAAAAAUAAAAAAUAUUCAUAGAAAAUUUCAACUGGUACAGAAAUUUAAAGAAACGUGUGUGUAUCUAAUUAAUAUUCAAAAGGAUAUAUUAGAUGUGGAAAAAUAUAUAAAAGAUGAAUCGAUAAAAAUAAAAGGAAAUUUUCAAGAAAUGAAAAAUAAAAUAAAGGAUAACGUGGAGAAUAAUAAAAUGAGCAAUAAUACGAACAAAUGUAAUGAUACUAAAACGUGUAAUAACACUAAAACGUGUAAUAAUACCUACACCUGUGAUCAUUUAUUUAUAGAAAAGUUAUAUCACAUGAUAGAAAAUUUAGAUAUUUCCAUAGAAGUAAAGGAAUCUAAUUUAUUAAAAAAUAUUAAAGAAUUUGUUAAAAAAUUUGCAAAAUAUAAUAACAAAGAUAUCAUAAAUAUUUUUUAUAAUAAAAUUUGUACAUCAAAUGUAAAUGAUUCUUAUUCAUAUAUUCCUUAUAAUGAUAUAAUUAAUGUAGAUUUAUAUCAACAAUAUAAUUACCAAAAUAAUUAUAAAAAUCGUUUUAAAUAUAAUUUAUAUAAAAUUAAUAAUGCUAAUUAUAUCUGUAAAUUGCUUUCACCACAUCAAAAGGUUAGCCUAAAAGAUUGUUAUUCAAGCGAUCAAACACCACAAAAAAUAUAUGUAGAUGAAGAAAAAGAAAAAGAAAAAGAAAAAAAAAAAAAAAAAAAAAAAAAAACAGAUAAUGAUGGAUAUUAUGAUGAAAUAUUUCAUUGUGAUAAUAUGGAAUAUGACGAACAAUUUUAUGAAGAUGAUGAUCAUCAUUCUUAUAAUAAAAGUAAAAGUUUAAUUGAAAAUUAUAUAACUCCUUGUAAAAAUAAAGAAGAAAGUGUAAAAGAACCUAAUAUGUGUAGUAUAAAACAUAUAUAUGAUAAUGGAUCCAGCAAUGAUGAUAUAUUAAAUAACGACAAAACGGUUCUUCUUAAUAAAAUUAAUAGUUCUUAUCUUUCAUUCGUAUUAAAUAUUGGAACGUCCUAUUAUAGCAAUGAAGAAAUAAAAGAAAAUAAUAAAAAUGAUACAAACAAGAUGUGUGAUGAUACAAACAAGAUGUGUGAUGAUACAAACAAAAUGUAUGAUGAUACAAACAAAAUGUAUGAUGAUACAAACAAAAUGUAUGAUGAUACAAACAAAAUGUAUGAUGAUACAAACAAGAUGUGUGAUGAUACAAACAAAAGGUAUGAUGAUACAAACAAAAUGUGCCAUGAUACAAACAAAAUGUGUGAUGAUACAAACCAAAUGUAUGAUGAUACAAACAAAAGGUAUGAUGAUACAAACAAAAGGUAUGAUGAUACAAACAAAAUGUGUGAUGAUACAAACCAAAUGUAUGAUGAUACAAACAAAAGGUACGAUAAUAUAAAUCAAAAUACUUAUGGAACAUUUUUAAAGUGUUCUGACUUUUUACAUAAUUUACCUUCAAUCAUACUAAAUAAUAAACACUUUGAAAAAAUGUAUAGAAACUUUUUAUCAUAUCUAAAUGUAGAGGAAUAUACAAGAAAAGAACAGAACAAAAUGAUUGAAAAAAUGAAAGUUGUCAUAAAGGAUAGGAGAGCUUAUGUAAUAAAAAAAAGCAAAGUAUUAGAAAAGACUAUAAACAUAGAUAAAAGAAUUAGAGACCUAAUAAAAAAAAUGGAUAUUUACAUUUUAUAUUAUAAAGAAAAAAAAAAGAAAAUUAUAGACGAGAAAAUAAAUGUAAAAAAUUUAUUAAUUGAACAACGGGAUACUCAAUUAAAAUAUAUAAAAAGAUGUAUUAGAAAUAAUAAAAAAAGUAUAUUUUUAGAAAAGAGAAAUUAUUAUUUAAAAAUGAAUAUGAUAUAUAUUUUGAUAAAAAAAUUAAAACAUACAGAAGAAGAAAUAGUCAACAAAGAAAAAUAUUUAAAAGAUGUAAAAGAGAAAUUAAAUAAUAAUGAAAUAAUUAAAAAUCAAGUAAUUUGUAUUGAUAAAAAAAUUAAUGAAAAAAAAGAACAUAUUUUAUGUUUAGAAAAAGAAAAAAUCAAUAUAGAAAAAAUGUUACAUAAUAUUAUUAUGAAUACAAAUAUGAAGAAAAUGUAUGAACAAUUCUUGGAACAUCAUCAGACGUUUAUAUUAUCUUUGAAUCAAUUGAAGGCAUCUUUUUUUUUAUACGAAAGGAAAAAUAUAAAAAAUAGUAAUAUGUGUAAAUUGGAAUAUAAGGAUGAAAUAAAUGGAGAUAAAAAAAAAGAAAAUGAUAAUACUGUAUCUUCAAAUAAUGACUCUAUAAUAAAUAAUGAUAAUAGGAAUAAGAAGAAUAGGUACAAUGAUGAAGAGAAUGGAAUAAAUUAUAUUAAUGAUAUUGUAAAAAAGCUUGAAGAGAAUUAUAACAAUAAUACUAACAUAUAUAAUUUUAUUAAUAAAACAUUUGAUAUAACAGAUUGUCUAAAAAAUAGAUUAAAGGAUAUUAUAAAAAUAGAAGAAGAUGAUUUAAAUGAACAAAUCGAAAAGUAUACUAAAUCAAUAACAGCCUUAAAAAUUAAAGAAGCUGAAAUGAAUGGAAAAAUAUGUUUAAGAAAAGAAUAUUUAGAAAAAUUAAAAGAAGAUAUAAAAUCUGAAACAUUAAUUAAUAUAGAUAAAGAAUAUAAGAAAAAAAUCAUUGAAAUUUUUGUAUACAAAAAUUUAAUCAAAGAUUUACAAAAUUUUCAUUUCUCAUUUGAUCAAGCUAUUAUUAAAUUCCAUUCAUUAAAAAUGCAAGAAAUUAAUUUAUCUAUUAAAAAUCUAUGGAGAAGAGUAUAUAAUAGUGCGGAUAUAGAUUAUAUAUAUAUUAAAUCGGAUAUACAAACUGAACCAACAGAUAAAUCUAGUCAAAGAAGAUCUUAUAAUUAUCGAGUUGUUAUGGUUAAAGAUAAUUGUGAACUUGAUAUGAAAGGUAGAUGUUCAUCUGGUCAAAAAGUUCUAUCAUCUAUUAUUAUAAGAUUAGCUCUAGCUGAAUCAUUUUCUAUUAAAUGUGGUAUCUUAGCAUUAGAUGAACCUACUACAAAUCUAGAUAAAGCUAAUUCAAGAAAUUUAGCUAGCCUACUUGCAAAUAUUGUAGAACUAAGAAAAAGCAGCUCAUCAUUUCAACUUAUACUUAUAACACAUGAUAAUUAUUUUGUUGACAUCCUAUCACAAUAUGGGCUAACCAACUGUUUCUAUAAAAUUAAAAAGAACAACCUAGGGUACUCAAAAAUUGAAAGAGUUAAUACUUGA
This is a messenger RNA of Plasmodium falciparum 3D7, 6711 nucleotides long. It is a transcript of the gene RAD50, whose product is annotated as putative DNA repair protein RAD50. NCBI's taxonomy places the organism in Eukaryota, Apicomplexa, Aconoidasida, Haemosporida, Plasmodiidae. The record is from RefSeq and is a predicted model, not a curated record.